AUGAAGUCCCUGGCGUCCAGAUUGUCACUCUGCGUAGGUUUUACGGUGGGAUUCGUUAUGCUUUACCUGUUUCUACGGGAAGUAGGCUACGACAAGACUUUUUCUGUGCAACCAGUCCGAAAAUUGGUUGAACACCACGACCACCAAGAUGAACAGAGGUGGAAGAAAGAGAGAUUUGCCCUCUUCAAUCUCAAACACCCUCAUCAUACAGAUGAGGACAGCAGAAUGGCAGAUGAGCUUUACAAAAAAGUACGUGUUCUCUGCUGGGUGAUGACUGGACCCAAUAACUUGGCGACAAAGGCUCGCUACGUGAAGGACACAUGGAGUCGGCAUUGCAACAUUGUCAUCUUUAUGAGCUCUGUGGACGAUCCAAACUUCCCAACUGUGGGCUUGGACACAAAAGAGGGCCGCGAUCAGCUUUACUGGAAAACCAUCAGAGCUUUCCAAUACGUCUACGAGCAUCAUGGAAAUGAAGCCGACUGGUUCCUAAAGGCCGACGACGACACCUUCGUAAUGGUGGACAAUCUGCGUUGGGUCCUUGCAAACCAUACCCCAGAAGAACCCAUUUAUUUCGGUCGAAGAUUCAAGCCCUUUGCUAAGCAGGGCUACAUGAGCGGUGGUGCGGGGUACGUGCUGAGUAAAGAGGCUCUGCGACGAUAUGUGAAAGCAUUUGAAAAAAAAGAGUGUGCUCACACCAGCUCGGUGGAGGACCUAGCAAUUGGCCAGUGCUUGGAGAAAAUUGGGGUGCUGGCAGGAGACUCCAGAGACACUGUCCAACGGGAAACAUUUCAUCCCUUUGUCCCUGAGCAGCAUCUCACUGCUGUUUUUCCCAAGAGCUUCUGGUAUUGGAGUUAUUGCUACUACCCAAUCUCACAGGGUCCAAACUGCUGCUCGGACAUGUCUGUGUCCUUCCACUAUAUGUACGACAGCAACAUGUAUUUACUGGAGUACUACACUUAUCACUUGCGUGCCUUUGGCUACAGAUACCGUUACCAGCCUCCGGCCCCACUCGGCUACUCCUAUGAGUCGUUAAAAUCCAAGGAUGCUGCUGCUGCUCCUGAAGAAAAGAGCAACGAUUUUUCUCAGGAAAAGGGAGAAAAAGAAACUGCACUUAGUGGAAAGAAAUCAGGUGAUUCUCUACCUUCAGCAGCCAAACAACAGUAA
Molecule: messenger RNA, 1164 nt
Organism: Nerophis lumbriciformis (worm pipefish)
Lineage: Eukaryota; Metazoa; Chordata; Actinopteri; Syngnathiformes; Syngnathidae
Source: RefSeq, a predicted model, not a curated record